UCCCAAUAAAAGCAAGGGGCGCGUUUAGUGGUUGGUGGUGUGUCGUCGCUUGCUGGUUUCCGGUUUUCCGUUUCUGAAGCUUUUCCCCUUCUUCUUCCCUGUUCUUCUUCUUCCUCCUCUCGUCUCGUCUGUGUGUUGUUUCUGUUGUUGUUCUAGUUGUUAAAGAAAGAGUAAGGGGAUGGAGGUACUAUCUCGGUCGGCUACAUCUGGUCUGAACCCGGACGCACCGCUGUUCGUGCCGUGGGCGUACCAGGCGGUGGAAGAUUUCUCAAAGGAGUGGUGGGACCUCAUCCAGUCGUCCGCCUGGUUCCGCGACUACUGGCUCGAGGAGAGGUUCGACGAAGAGGCAGAUGCCGUGGAAGAGAUGAAAGAAGUCGCCGACGUCGUUGAUCUGGACGAUGAGUUCGCUGUUCUCGGUGAACAAGACGCGUUUCUCCCCGAUAUGGCGACGGAUCUCAGCGGCCUUGAAGGCGCUAACGGGAAGGACAACGAUUGCAGGGAAGUGGUGUCUCUCGCGGGGUUGAAAUGGAAGGAGAGUCGGAACGGGGGUGAGAAGGUGAAGAAGGUCGUGGCGGAGAAGGCGCCCAAGAUUGUGAACGUGAAGCCGAGCCCUCGCCUGAUCCACCAGCCCCGGUGAAGCAGGGAGACCAGCUUUUGAUGAUGCCUCCUACCCUCCCCUUUGCACGGGAACUAGGCGAAGGAGUCUUCUUCUUUCUGUGCAUAUUGUAUCCGUUUGGUUGAUCGCUCAUGUUGCUUUUCCAUCUCUCUGCUUUGUCGGCUAAAUCAUAGUUGUAACCGCUUCAAGGGAAAAAUGGAAAAAAAAUUGUAAAUUUUGGAGACGGAGAAAUGCGCCCUUUUGGGUCCUGUAUCUCCUCUUUCAGCAUCAUCUCUCUCUGUCUAAGAAAAUAGGUUAAGAUCCUUCUCUUA
Nymphaea colorata (pocket water lily) is the source of this 927-nucleotide messenger RNA. RefSeq names its product protein EARLY RESPONSIVE TO DEHYDRATION 15-like. The record is from RefSeq and is a predicted model, not a curated record. The transcript is spliced from 2 exons. Lineage: Eukaryota; Viridiplantae; Streptophyta; Magnoliopsida; Nymphaeales; Nymphaeaceae. The coding region runs from base 179 to 637 and encodes 152 amino acids.